Syzygium oleosum is the source of this 1529-nucleotide messenger RNA. RefSeq lists its product as uncharacterized. The coding region runs from base 37 to 1392 and encodes 451 amino acids. The transcript has 7 exons. The record is from RefSeq and is a predicted model, not a curated record. NCBI's taxonomy places the organism in Eukaryota, Viridiplantae, Streptophyta, Magnoliopsida, Myrtales, Myrtaceae.
AAGGUCGAGACAUUUCGGCAAAGCCAAGCUCAAACAAUGGCGUUGUCCUUCUCCUCCUCCUCCCUCCUGAUUUCAGAACCCGCCUGCCCUUCUACUUUCUCGACGCCGAUCGCCGCGCGCAGAGCUUGUGGAAGACGAGGUCGAGGUUUGAUCAGGGCCGUGUCCUCUUCCGGUGACAAGGACGAGGAGCGAUCUACUAAAUUGGUCACCUUUUUGGGCAAGGGUGGGUCCGGAAAGACUACCUCGGCUGUCUUCGCUGCUCAGCAUUUUGCGAUGGCGGGGCUUAAGACAUGCUUGGUGAUACAUUCACCAGACACUACUGCUGAGUAUCUUUUGAAUUGUAAGAUUGGAACUUCUCCUAUUAGAUGCAAGGACAACCUCUCGGCUGUUCGAUUGGAGACUACGAAAAUGCUUCUUGAACCUCUCAAGCAGCUUCAGGAAGCGGAUUCCCGCCUUAAUAUGACAAAUGGAGUUCUUAAAGGGGUGGUGGGAGAAGAGCUUGGGGUGCUUCCGGGGAUGGACUCCACUUUUUCAGCAUUAGAACUCGAAAGAUAUGUCAGGUUCUUGUGGAAUGAAUCUCAAGGAAAACAAAGAGAAAUAUUUGACAUGAUAGUAUAUGAUGGUAUCAGCACAGAGGAAACCCUAAGGAUGAUUGGCGCACCCAGUAAAGCGAGAUUGUACUUAAAAUACUUUCGAAGCAUAGCUGAGAAGACUGAUCUGGGAAGAUUGGUGGGUCCUUCAGUCUUAAGCCUAAUAGAUGAAGCCAUGAGUUUAACUGGGAUCAAAUCCACUCUUAACGGUAGCACAAGUGCAAGAAUAUGGGACGCACUGGAUAAAAUGUUAGAGAGAGGAACUUCUGCCUUCUCUGACCCGCAUAAAUUUAGAUGCUUUCUUGUGGUGGACCCCCAAAAUCCAGCAUCUGUGGACUCUGCAUUGCGUUAUUGGGGUAGCACAAUCCAAGCCGGUGCUCUUGUAUCUGGUGCUUUUGGUAUUGCUCAUCCAAAUGAAGCUGGAGAAUUGACGAAAAGAAUUAAAGAGACCUUUGCACCAAUGCAAUCUACUUUCAUUCCGCACCUUUCAUUUACUUCCCCAGCAGAUUGGGAUGCAAUAAUGUCGAACUCUUCAAGUAAUAAAGCACGAGAGCUUCUUUCAUUGCCGGCAAGCAGCAUUUCGAUGCCAUCAGUCAAGUUUGAUCCAACGAAGAAGUCAGUGACUCUACUCUUGCCUGGGUACGAUAAAUCUGAGAUCAAGCUUUACCAAUAUAGGGGAGGAUCCGAGUUGCUGGUGGAGGCCGGGGAUCAAAGACGCGUCAUUCAUCUGCCGCCAAAUAUUCAAGGGAAGGUAGGAGGUGCCAAAUUUGUGGAUCGAAGCCUCGUCAUCACUAUGCGAUAGGGAUGCAACUUACUUUUCUCUCUCUUUUGGGGUCUUCUUGAGUAGCUUAAAACUGACCAUUCUUUUAUCAGACUUUAACAGCACUAGUGGCAAUCAAUCUUGGAAAAUUCGUUUGAUUAUUGAAAUUUUUGACAGCA